GAUGGCGUCGUCUUAAGCAGAAAUCGGUGUGAAUGAGUGUAUCGACGUAAAAGUGUGCCUCUCUUGAGGCCCUAGUGUUGCUUCACGGUUGUUUCGGGUAAGAAUAAUCUCCACGACCAGAUAAGUGUGUUGUAGGCGUUGCUGAACGCCACUGAACAGACUUCGGACCUUGUUUCUUUUCUCGUGCGACCCUCCUGCGGUAACAGCCGGGGGAGGCGAGCUGCUGACAAACAGGAUGGACAGCGGAGAGUACAUUGAGAACAUGGACCCGACUUUAUCGGAAUUAGGGGACGAAUUCACCCUGGGAGACAUCGACGAGAUGCUGCAGUUUGUCAGCAACCAGGUGGGGGACUUCCCAGACUUGUUUGAGGACCAGAUGACCGCAGCAAGCUCACUACAGAGCGGGGGCGCCAACAUGACCCCACGUCAGGCCAUUCAAACCCCUCAAACUCCCCAAACUCCACAGACACCGACCCCUGUUGCCUACCAGAGCUCCAACAUAAGCCUGGCUGCCUCCCAGACACUUUCUCCCCAGACUUUACCCCUCACCCCUCCCCUCACCCCUGCUCAGACUCCCUCCCCCACCACAGCCUCCUCGGGGCAGCAGCAGGUGACCCGCAGCCCUCCGCUCCUUCAGCCACGGCCUCAAGUGGUCCAGCCCAUCCAGCCUCAGCCCCAACAGACAGCCCAGCCUGCCAUCCAGAUGCACACCCAGGGGAUUCCUAUGCAGACUCAGAGCUUCCCUGUCCACACACUGGUUCAGACCCACAGUCAGACGCCCCUCCCCAUCCAGACCCAGGCACCCCAAACUGUGAUGAUUGCCUCCAAUGGUGGGCAGUCUCGUUUCAUCCAGAACCCGGUCAUCUGCCACCAGAGCCCUGCUCCUGGUUUCCAAGUCCUCCAACCACAGAUGCAGAGCAUCAUGACAUCACCACAGCUCCAUCCAGUCACCAUUCAGCAUCAGCGCGUUCUGACUCCGUCAGGUCAGACCAUCCAGACUCUCUCUACUGCGCCGACCACAGUCCACGCUGUGCAACAGCAGGUGCAGCAAGUACCUGUUCUGGUCCAGCAGCCACAGAUUCUGAAGACAGACUCACUGGUUCUCACAACACUCAAACCAGAUGGCACUCAGGUGCUGUCGACCAUGCAGAGCCCCACAGGGAUCACCACCUUGACCACACCCAUCCAGAACACAGCUCUGCAAGUCCCGACGCUGAUGAGCAGCAACAUCCUGACCACCGUCCCCGUUGUGAUGGGAGGAGGAGACAAGCUGCCAAUCAAGCAGCUACAGCCAGGCUCCACCCACUGCACUAACGGAGCCAGGUCAAACGUGGAGCAGAGCCAGGUGACGGCAGGAGCAGUAGGUCCAGGUGGAGUGGUGAAGGAGGGCGAGAGGAGGACAACCCACAACAUCAUCGAGAAGAGGUAUCGGUCCUCCAUCAACGACAAAAUCGUGGAGCUCAGAGAUCUGGUCAUGGGCAACGACGCAAAGAUGCAUAAGUCAGGAGUGCUGAGGAAGGCCAUCGACUACAUCAAAUACCUGCAACAGGUCAACCACAAACUACGACAGGAGAACCUGGCCCUUAAAAUGGCCAACCAGAAGAACAAGCCAGUGACGCUAUCUGAAGAUGUGGAGCUCAAACAGGAAAUAGUGAUGAUGUCACCUCCGGCCUCGGACUCUGGUUCCGGUUCCCCUCACCAGUUCUCUCCCUACUGUGUCGACUCAGAGCCAGGCAGCCCCUUGCUGGAUCACGAUCAGGUGAAGAGUGAGCCAGAUUCUCCCUCCUCCGUUGGAGUGAUGGAUCGUUCUCGUCUGCUUCUCUGCGCCCUGACCUUCUUCUGCCUGUCCCUGAACCCACUGCCGUCUCUUCUGGGCUCUGAAGCCUCGGGGAGCCACACCCUGUCUGCGGGCCAUGGACCAUCUAGAACGCUUGUCUGGUUCCCAAGUCACACGCAGGACUUUGCCUCCUGGCUGCGGUGCCUGUUGCCGUGGGUGAUGGUGUGGGUGCUGAGUGGGGUGGGAGCGGUGUGGGGCUGUGUCAGGGUGCUCUACCUGUGGGAGCCUGUCACUCCCCUUCACUCCCCGAAAUCCGUGUCCUUCUGGAGGCAUCGCAAACAAGCCGACGUGCAUCUCAACAGGGGAGAUUACACAGCAGCAAUGGCUAGUUUAGAGACCUGCUUGUCCGUCUUGACCAGAGCUCUUCCCUCAACCAAACUGGACCUGGUUUGCUCACUGUCCUGGAAUCUGAUUCGCUACUGCUUGCAUCGUCCAACUCCUCUUGGUUGGCUUGUUCACCAGGUCAGAGGAAAGCACGAGGGGGAGGAGGCUAGGACAAGUGCGAGGGACGCAGCACUGGUUUACCACCGGCUGAGCCAGCUGCAACUCACAGGAAAGCUGCCUCAGCGUAGCAGCCUGUGGGCUUUGUCUCUCUCUCUCAGCGCUGUCAACCUCAGCGAGAGUGCCCAAGGCAAGAUGGCCUCUGCCGAGCUCUCCCAGAUCUAUGUCACUGCAGCAACAGCCCUGCGCACUGUGCUGGGCCACCACCUCUCCUGUUUGCCUGGUUACCUGCUGAGCUGUGCAGAGUGUGUGGCCAGCCAAUCAGAGACCAAGCCGAUCCCUGACUGCCUGCGCUGGCUCUUCACCCCAUUGGGCCGGCAGUUCUUCCUGAGCUGUGAUUGGUCAGUGAAGUCAGAGAACAGUGAUGGCGUGUACACUUCUCAGAGAGACUCAGCUGACCCCAUUGCCCAGCUGCACCGAUGUUUCUGCAGGAAGCUUUUGGAGAGAGCUGUUCACACCCUCAUCCAGCCGCAGAGCGACUCUGAAGCAGGCAAACGCAAGAACGACUCUGGGGAGUUUUCCAGUGCCCUGGAGUUCCUCCAGUUGUUGAACAGCUGUACAGAGGACUCUCCUUCCCCUCCUCCGCCCUUCUCGACUCCUCCCAAUCACACCACCACUCCAGUGGGAGACCCAGUGAGUCGCUGGUGGGCUGUGGUCUUAAAGGCUGCCGUGCAUUGGCUGCAGGGCGAUGAUGUUGCAGUGAGGUCACUGUUGGCAGAGGCCGAGCGAAUGCCGAGGGCUCUGCACACUCUUGACCGCUCUCUUCCUAAGGCUGUGCUGCUGCUUUGCAAAGCCGUUCAGAUGAGCCUGUCGCCUCUGAAGGGGGAAGGUGUAGUCACCUGCCUGUCCCACUGUGACAGAGCCAGCAGCUACCUGCGCUCCAGCAUCUCCGUACCGCUCACCCAGUCUGGGAACUGGCUGAACAAGGGGGUGGAGCUCCUGGUCUGUGACCUUCUGCUGACCUUGAGGACCAGUCUAUGGCAGCGCGGGAGCAGCAGUAACGGAGAACCUGGCCCGGCACCUGGAUCCCAGUUGGCUGGUUUCCAGAGGGACCUCAGCGCCCUCAGAAAGCUCACCCAGUGCUACAGACAGGCACAACACAAGGUGUUUCUUCAUGAGACCACAGUGAGGCUGAUGGCUGGAGCCAGUCCCACGAGGACACACCAGCUGCUGGAGCACAACCUCCGACGCAGGACACACAGCUCCUACACGGCUGAAGGUGAAUGCGUCCUGGGUGAGAGGGAGAGGGCUCAUGCCAUCCUGCUGGCCUGCCGCCACCUGCCCAUGCCCCUCCUAACCCCGCCCGGGCACCGUGCCCGCCUGCUGGCCGAGGCCAAGCGCACCCUAGAGCGGGUGGGAGACCGUCGGUCCCUGCAGGACUGUCAGCAGAUUUUGCUGCGCCUCAGUGGGGGCACGACCAUCGCCGCCUCCUGAGCACUCGCACGCAAACACACUCAGAUUAGGGCUACUCACAAUACACUGAAAAAUGAACUCUGUGAUUUACUGUCAUACAUACAAAGAUGUUAACCAGACUCAUCCACCAACAACAUUUAAUUCUAUAUAAUACUGUCACCCUCACGCUGAUCGAGGGCCAUGAAUAUGACUCUUGCUUCAAACUUUUCUCACACACAGACAGCUGAUUUUUACUGUCACAGCUUCAUAUAACUCUCAGUAGCCACAACGCGGCUAAACACCUAAAGGCUACACACUUGCUCCUUUGAUGCUUAGUUGCAGUGUUGCAGUACAAUCACGCCCCCUUCUGGUUAUUAAUGGUACCAUGCUGGCUAACUGCCUCGUUAGAAACAAUGCUAAACCACAUGGAAUAUCAGGUUAAAUAGGCCCCACAGGGAAAAGGGACCAUUAUCUCAUAGCUGUUUAAGAUAAUACAAUGCAGCAGUGCAUUGAUUAGCUGUAGGAUGCUAAGCUGUACAAUCAUUAUUGACACACAGCAUCAUGAGCGCUACAAUAAAUAUGUAAUGUCUUAAUAAACUUGCAAGCUUCGAUUAAGGGCUGUAGGGUAUUGAAGAGUAGGCAGCCGAGAUCUGUUAAGCAUGGCUGGGGCUGUAAGAUGCAGACAGAGAGUAGCCUGCUUUUAACUGUACAGUGCUGAGUAGUGUCUCUUCUUAUCUACCUCAUACACUGUACAAUGCCAGCAUUGUACUGUGGAGCAAAAUAGGAUACUUAAGCACCAUGUCAGUUACCCUGAAUUUGAAUCAAGUGACCAUUUGAAACGACGCUUCAAUCCAGUGCAGCGUCAUUCUGAUCAAACCUUUCUGAGCUGCUUUAUUUAGGCUUUAGGAUGCAGCAGGACAGUACUAUAGGAAUUUGACUUGCUGUUGCAAGAAUGGCAGACAGCUACUGCUGACAUGUUCCUUCCUAUCAGACAAGACACAGGGAAUAAAAAAUGAUUGGAUUUGCGGAACAUCUAAAUAACAGAGGGAAGCAGUCAAUCAUGGACCUACAGACACACACAUUCACACAAAUUCAUAUACACUGCCGGUCAAAAGCUUUAGACUACCUCAGUUUCUGCUUUUUUUCUCACCAGUGUGAAAACAUUAUACAAUACCACUUCCUACCUAACAGUAUUGUCCUAAUAAUGCAUCAGAGGGUGUAGCCACAGAGUUUGCUCCAGCGAUGCCUUUGUACAGACAGAGGGUUUAUAAGUCAGCAACAAAAGUUGGGACACUUGUAGGAAUUGUAGCUGCAAGUUAACCAGUUUCUUAAUGUCUGAAAAAGGAAUUAAGAAAUGAAGAAAGGGACGGGCAGUUUACAUCUUACCUUUGUUCUGUUUAAGAUUAUUCACUGGACUUGGACUGAUUCAGUUUGACUUUGAAAAUGAGGGUCUUCUAAAACCUUUGACCGGUAUUGUACAUAUUAAAUGAAUUGCAUACAAACUCACAAUGUGAUUGUAAAUAGGUUGUACAUAGGCAGAUAAACAGAAGUAGAAUAAACAGGAAGUUCUUACUUACUGCUUGAGAGAAGACGAAUGUCACAGAAAGCACUGUAACGCGUCAGAUUAGGCUCGUAAUGGUCUCCAUCAAAGUCGGCUGACUCACGCUUAAAAGUGAUUCUCCACCAAAAAUCAUUUUACUAUCAAACACUCACCUGCUGUAACCUUGCAAUGUGGCUUCUUCUGAUGAGGAACAGUGGCUAUGAACGGUGAAUUCAUGAUGGGUAGUCACAGGUUUCCACUGUAUGUGUUAAAUCGCCAGGAAUAGUGCAGGCAGAGUAUUCAGCAUCCCUGCUGUCCAUCUGUGAAAGACAUCUUUGGAGUCUACAGGCAGCGAGCAUCUGAUACUCCAAAGAUUUUGGGUGGAGUGUCACCUUGAGGCGUGAAAAUUAAGUGAAGAUGGUCUAAACACAGUGAUAAAAGUGAGAAAUGGUAUUUCUCGGAAGCAAUGUCCACACAUAAUGUAAAGCUCUCAAGCAAAAUGGCCUUGAUGUUAUGUAUAAAAAAAACUAUUAUGUUUCAUCAUAUUUGGACUGAUGGAGGAGUUUUAGAUUUGUGAAAUCUUUGUCCACUUUGCUUUUUCCCCCUGUCAUUCCCAUUUUCUGUGCUCUGAUUAUCUUAUUUAAUGUUUAUGUAAUAUUAAUAUAAAUGCUUUUUUUGGGAGGUUGGAAGGGAGCAGUUUUCAAUUUUAUCAUUGUUAUUGUUUUAUGUUGGUAAAGCAGCCUAGGGUCAGAAACUGUCAGAGGGAGAAUCUCUAAGAGGAAGAUGUGUAUUUUAUUGGACAGCUAAAUCCCGCAUUUAAACAAUUAGCACGAUAUUUUAGGAUCACUCUUUCUUUGGUACAUGCUGCAAUUUCUAUGUUGUUUGUAAAAUACAAGCAAACACACAUUUAUGCUAUUAGAAAUGUCCAGAACUCUGUCUUCCAGGUCAACUCAAGCUGUCAAUAAGUAACGUAAGGAGUCCUGACAAUACUUAUAGAAGUUUAGAUUUAGCUUUCCUGAAUGGUAAACAAGAAAGCAACAACCAGCCGUUGGCAGGCUGGUGUUUUUGCAGUCAUAAUUAUGUUUUUUGCCUCCCCGUGAUGUAUUUUAUUGUCUGAAUUUUUGUGUUCAUUUUGAUGUUUGUUUUAUAAUAAAACAGCACAUGGCA
Toxotes jaculatrix (banded archerfish) is the source of this 6437-nucleotide messenger RNA. It is a transcript of the gene srebf2, whose product is annotated as sterol regulatory element binding transcription factor 2. Gene Ontology annotation, cellular component: nucleus. NCBI's taxonomy places the organism in Eukaryota, Metazoa, Chordata, Actinopteri, Toxotidae. Gene Ontology annotation, biological process: positive regulation of transcription by RNA polymerase II; positive regulation of cholesterol storage. Gene Ontology annotation, molecular function: protein dimerization activity; DNA-binding transcription factor activity, RNA polymerase II-specific; RNA polymerase II cis-regulatory region sequence-specific DNA binding. The record is from RefSeq and is a predicted model, not a curated record. The transcript is spliced from 20 exons. Bases 236 to 3772 code for a protein of 1178 amino acids.